This is a messenger RNA of Schistosoma turkestanicum, 1585 nucleotides long. NCBI's taxonomy places the organism in Eukaryota, Metazoa, Platyhelminthes, Trematoda, Strigeidida, Schistosomatidae. The record is from the annotation of a GenBank genome assembly.
UUAAACGAAAAUUGAUUAAACACAUAGAAUGAACUUACUUUUAACAGAGAAAACAAUCAGCAAUAUCACACAUAAAUUUCAAAGCAUUUCUGCAGUCACACGAUGGUGUUAAUUACUGAAGAUCUCAUUCGUAAAAGAGCAGAGCAUAAUGAAGGAGAAAUAUACUCCCUUGAAGAAGUGUCUUUACAUCAACAAAAUAUUGAAAGGAUUGAGUUUAUUGAAAACUGGUGUAAAAACCUGAAAAUAUUAUACCUACAAAACAAUCUCAUACCGAAGAUUGAAAAUCUGUCGAAGCUGAAAAAUCUAGAAUAUUUAAAUUUAGCUUUAAAUAACAUUGAAAAAAUUGAAAACUUGGAAGGUUGUGAAUCCUUGAAAAAACUUGAUUUGACAGUAAAUUUUAUUGGUGACUUGUGUAGUGUUGAAUCUCUAGUUGAUGUACAUUUUCUCGAAGAACUUUACUUAACUGGAAAUCCUUGCACAGAGUAUCCAGGGUAUAGAGAAUUCGUGGUGGCAACUUUACCGCAAUUAAAAUCAUUAGAUGGAGUGGAAAUAACUAAAUCAGAACGUAUUAUUGCAUUUCAAAACUUACAACAUAUUCGCCCAAUUAUCAAAGAAAAAGAAAGUCAGCACAAAUUGAAAAGAAUUUCGGAAAAGGCUGAAGCUUUACGAAGAAAAGAAAGAUUUUCCAAGACAAAUGGAGAUUCCAGUAGCACAAUUGCAGAUUCAGAAGAAUUUUGGUCUGAAAAGGUUCCCUACACACCCGAAUCACGAAUUGAAACACAUGAAUAUAUGCAACAAAAGGAAAAAUCAAAGCAACAAACAACAGAUUCAAGGAGAAAGACGCAAGUAAAUAUGAAAUAUUUUGCCAAAGACGGUAGACCAUACAAUAUCAACACAGCUAAGCUAGAGUUCAGCCUCAAGGAAGAUACAUUAGACAAUCACGAUGUUUACAUACUUGAUAUCAGUGUAUAUAAGCACAUGGAUACAGCUUUGAUAGAAUGUGAUAUACAGGUCAACUAUGUUCGGGUAACACUUAAAGGAAAGGUAUUUCAACUGGCUUUACCAGAUGAAGUUCUAGCCGAUGCUUCAAACGUCAAGCGUUCUUUAACGACAGGGCAUUUAUUGAUUACUAUGCCAAAGGCUUCUCAUGAAGUCAGAAGAUACACAAACAAUGGACAUAAAAUUUCUCACGAAAAAUCCAACAGAAAGAAUCAAAGUUCCGUUCAAGAUACGAAUAAAUUGAAUGAUAAUAUCAAGAGUAUAGUCACGACCGAAUCUUCAGAUAUCCAGCUCCAUCAAGUAAACCAAACAUCAAAUAUCACUUCCAGCAAACUGUUUGAGAGUACUCCAUCAAAAAGUAAGGAAUCUUUUUUUCGGAUAAACAAGCAAUCCGCAACCCCAAAAAUGUACGACGAAUACAUCGAAGACUGUUUAGACGUUCCACCGCUUAUUUAAUUCGUGGAAUUUACAAGUAAAUGGUUUAUAUUUUAAAGAAAUGUACUGAUAAUAUGCAAAGUUACUGUAAACAUUAUAGGAACUUUAUACAGCUAGGGAUAACUAGCUAACUCAUUAAAGUAAAACAAAC